Colletotrichum fioriniae is the source of this 630-nucleotide messenger RNA. Lineage: Eukaryota; Fungi; Ascomycota; Sordariomycetes; Glomerellales; Glomerellaceae. The record is from RefSeq and is a predicted model, not a curated record.
AUGUGCCCUUCCCUUCGAAACCGUAUUCUCGACCAAGUCGACUGGGACGCCUUACACGGAGGGCCGUACUGGCGCAUUCAGGGCUACCAGCCGUGGUACGCAUCUGACUCCUGCAAGACGGCCUUCAUCAUCCACGCUGAAGGAAAGAUCCCCAAGAUCUGCGGGUGGCCGGAGAAAGAGGAAAGUAAGGGCAAAGGAGACAGCAGGAAGAGCUCUACAACAAGGGAAAAGUCAAUGGAGGCCGGUAGUAGUACUGCAGCUUCGCUCAAGGGGUAUGGAUGCUAUCGCUGCCACACUAUCAAGCCUGAGGCCGCCUUCGAUAAGCUGCCUGACUACUUCGUCGUGUCGUCUGAAGGUUGUAUCGUCGGGCGGUACGCCGGCAAAGCCGAUGGUGACAAGGAGCAGUCGUGGCUCCCGACGCUACAGAACGGCGAAGGUCUCUUGCGUCGCUUCUGCAUCGAGUGCGGCGUUAGAGACGGCCUGUAUGAGAAGAGGAAGCUCAUCACGUCCUUGACGGAAGAGAGGUGGUCGGUCUGUGACUGUCGGCGUCUGCACUGGGUCCCGUCGAAUGAGUCGUACAUUGAGUGUGAGCACUGUCUCGUCAAGAGUGCUUUCAGACCUCCGGUGUGA